Puntigrus tetrazona (Sumatra barb) is the source of this 4793-nucleotide messenger RNA. RefSeq names its product neurturin. Lineage: Eukaryota; Metazoa; Chordata; Actinopteri; Cypriniformes; Cyprinidae. Bases 1657 to 2361 code for a protein of 234 amino acids. Gene Ontology annotation, molecular function: glial cell-derived neurotrophic factor receptor binding; growth factor activity; receptor tyrosine kinase binding. The transcript has 4 exons. The record is from RefSeq and is a predicted model, not a curated record.
GUGUGUGUGUUCAUCUCAAGAGCAUGUCUGUGUGUCUGUCUUGUGUCUGUUGGCUCCUGACUGUCUCCUCUUUUUUUUGAAACUGUUGCCGAUGUUUGGACUUCUGGUAAGAAAUAGUUUCAGCAUCCAGCGAGUGUAUGCGUGACUCAUACGUGUUGUAAUGACUUUCAUCAGCUUCCUAGCAAGCGCACGGGAUCAGCCGGUGAUUUUUGCACGGGCAGGCAUCACUCAUCUCAAUAUAAUUUUUCACAUAGCAGAGGCGUUGCCAGUUUAAGCAGUUUACGGGUUAGAUUUGAACCUGCGGCCUUUGUAUUUGCCCCCAUCUUUAACCACAGCACCUCGUUUAAACCCUGGCAGAGGUUUUCCAUCAGGACAUCAGGGCAAGCAUACUUGAGAAAGGUAUCUUAAUCCUCUUUCUCUGUCUGUUUCAGAUGGACACACACACACACACACACACACAGAGCGUCUGAAAGCGGCGCAGGACUGCUUGAGCUGCGGCCAAUCUUGAUAAACUCCCGCCUCGGCAUUGUGGGAAAGUGUGCUGUUUGCUUACCUGUCAGUUAUUCUAUUAGUCUGAAAUCUGGUGUUGAUAUCAAGCACGCUGAUUUUUAUUCGAGCUGCGAAGUGAAGCAAUCGCAGAUAAGAGUGCACUUUCUGAUUGAGCCAGAAAGCUUGGGUAUUUGCCCUUUAAAUCAGCACGUCUCAUUAGUGUUUAUUUAACAUGUCACUGAUUUCAAUUUUCUCUUUCAUUUUCGUAGCCCUUAAAUAGAGGGCUGCUUUUUGGCUGCACAACUUUGCCAGGACAACGCGCCAAAUUAAAAUACACUUUAUGCAUUUACUGAAAAGGAACGGAUUUGCAACCUGAGAGAUUUAUGCCUCCUUAAUCCUCGUAGGCCUAUUAAAGACGGCAACUAAUUAAUUAUUACCGGGAUGCGACGUAAAUUGCCUGCUUUUGACUCAGGCAUGAAAAAGGUAACCAAGGUAAGUAACUCCAACACGUUUCAGCAAAUGCAAAAUACUGAGAAAACUUUAUGGGAGGCCCUCGCAUUCCCUUCUGCAACUGUAAAAGUCUACUUAUGUAUAAUAUCAAGUGAAAGAAUAGAAUAGAGCUCAAUUACUUGAUACUUGAUCUUCUUUCGCUCUUCUAUGCUGCCGGCGACGCGACGGAACAGGACCCUUUAUAAUCAGCGACGCGAGUGACGCAGGCGCCCAAUCGACCAAUCAGAAGGCUCCCAUUAUAAUCAGCGGAGCGCGCGACGCGGAAUAUCUCGGGAGCGCCGGAGUUUGUCGCGUCGCGUCGCUCGCUUGUAGCGCGUCAUGUGAUAGGGGCUGGUAUUUGACACCUCGGGGGUUCAAAACUCUCGUGUGUUUAUGGGACUUGAUUUUGGCACGGACUCCCGCGUUUAGAGAGGAGAGCGCGUCCCGAGGAAGUACGGCGCGCGCGCGAGCUGCCCUGGACCCGACGCGUCUGGGUCAGUCGAGAUAACCCUAGUUUCUGGUCGCACCGGACGCAGGUUUAUGUGAAAAACGUGGAUGUUCAGAAUUAUGCAUCAUCACUACAGGGAGAGGCCGAGAGGAAACAUUUUAAGGAAUACGUGUUCAUUAUCUGUGGAUUAUUUUCACUUGUCAGUUUCUUAAUUUAUUUCGCUCAAGUCCAUGACAGGAGAGGUCGAUCAGGACCGAAAAGAUGGCAAAGGGUGGAGAAGUCUGGAGAGCUGCAUGGCCGCACCUGCCCGAUAUCACCUGAGGGACUGGAAGGUGAUGCUGCUUGUGUUUGUAUGUCUUCUGGGUCUCGUUGAUGGACAUUUCCUUCAGGAGGAGAAAGAAGAAUCCCGUCCUAGCAAGCUGAGAGCCUCUUCAACCUCCGCAGAACAUCCAGGACCGCAGAAAGAGCUAGAUGAGUGGCAGAGCAGAGCGCCUUGGCCACGACUGCAUGAUUCGUCCCUGGCCGAGGAAGGUGAGGGUCAUCGAAUCCGGUGGCAGCGCUCCUCUACAAACAGCUCCAGCUCACGGAAGUCCCCAAGGAACCGCAAGGAGCGGCGCAACCGCAAGCGAGGCCGGAGCAGCAAGGACUGCCGCUUGGAGAGGAAAGAGAUGAAGGUGCGCGACCUGGGCCUCGGCUACGACUCGGACGAGAUCGUGGUGUUCAAGUACUGCGUGGGCUCCUGCAUGAGCGCCCGCAAGAACUACGACCUGGCCCUGAAGGUGCUGACGGACAACGGCAGCGUUCCCAGACGCAACGUGGGCACUCACCCCUGCUGCAGACCCACGCGCUUCGAGACCGUCUCCUUCAUGGACGCCCAGACGAGCUGGCAGACCAUCAAGUGGCUUUCGGCGGCCAACUGCAGCUGUGUGGGAUGAGAGCAGCCCGGGAGACGCAGCCGGUAAAAUCAGCCCACGAGCUCCGGUGUAGAAAGCGAGGGGAUUCCAGUGCGAGGAACGGGACGCAGCGGAUCUGCUAGCAUCGGCACGGGAACCGCGGGAACACGGGACGUCCUGCGGGGAGACGGUCGGGAACCGUAGAGGCUUGCAUCACCUGACCUUGGAGAGCUGUGAAGCGGUUCCCGCUCCAGACUGCAGUUGCGCAUGGAAAGCUUGUGAAAAGUAACUUGAAGGCCUACAUUUCACAUGAUCUGGAACCGGAGAUGUUUUAAGAACGAGGAUACCAUGAAGGUUCAUUAUAACAGAGCAGAAGGGUGCUUUUAACUCACUUAUCAGCUUAGCAUGUGUGCUUAAUGCACACAAACACGCCACCUUUUUUGGAAAUGGGCUCGUUUUCCAAGUUAAACAGUUGAGUUUUACCAUUUUUUAAAUCCGUUCAGCCGAUCUCCGGUUCUGCCGAUAGCACUUUUAGCUUAGCAUAGAUCCUUGAAUCUGAUUAGACCGUUAGCAUCGCGCUCAAAAAUGACCAAAUAGUUUCCGUAUUUUUCUUAUUUAUAACUUGACUCUUCUGUAGUUACAUUAUGCACAAAGUCUGCCAGGAAAUGAAAAGUUGUGAUUUUCUAGGCUAAUAUAUCUAGGAGCUAUACUCUCCUUGUGGCGUCGCAGCAAACGCAGUGAUAUUAUUCAUCUCCUGACAUUGCUGGGGACUAUUUUCAGGCGCUGUGUAAUAUAAUUGCGCCUGCUGCAGCCAUGGUACGGUAGAAAUGAAACCAGUGCAUCUAUGCUAAAUGGAUUCAAAAAGGAGAAAACUAGCCCAUUUUCAAAAAGUGGAGUGUCUCUUUAAGCCAUGUGCACAUUACAAGACUGAAGCGUGUCACUUUUUGUGAGUAGUCUAUAACAAAAAAGUUUUUUUUCGGAUACAGGCCAAAAUGAGUCCUUGCAUGCAGCACUUCAGCGGUUCGCAGGCUGGUUCUGGAUGCUAAUUGGUGGAGCUCUUUAUAAUGAUGAAACACGGCAUGUCUGGACGUAUGCCCGGAUAUAACACUCUCUUCCAUCAUCUGAUCAUCAUUAGAUGAAUUACCGCUGCCAUGAUCGCUAGAAAAUGUAUACAAACUAUUUUUAACUCUUUUCAACUCUUUUCUCUUUUAAACAAAUUCCGCCUGUUUCCCAUAAGCAGAGCGAGCGCCGGGUUUUUUUGAAUAAUGCUGUAAUCUACAAAAGGCCCGUUUCACGUAGAAAUCAAUCAUUCUUGGAUUUGAAAGAACGUCCGGGACCUAAUUUACAUUUUUGUUCUAAAAGUGUAGAGUCGGUAAGAAAUCGAUACUUUUAUUUAGCAACAACCCGUUAAAUCGAUCAAAAGUAAGAGUAAAAGAUUUAUAAUGCUACGAAAGGUUUCUGUUUGGCAGAAAUGUUCUUUUCGAAAUUUCUAUCCAUUAAAGGAUCCGGAAAAAAAACAUUCUGGUUUCAACAUAAAUAUAAAACUCUUUUCAGCACUGAUAAUAAUCGGCGUAUUAGAAUGAUUUCUGAAGGAUCAUGCGACGCCGGAGAAGGAGUGAUGAUGCUGAAAAUACACAGGAAUAAACUAAACUUUAAAAUAGAUUCACUGCUAGUCGAAAUUUUGUCUUUUUGAUCAAAUAAAUGCAGCUUUGGUGAGCAGAAGAUGCUUCUUCAAUAGUAAAAAUAAAGCUCAGGUGAAACCGACGCAUGCUUUUGCGAGCAAAACUCUAAAGUGAAUUGACUUGAGUGUUUAAACGACUUGCGACCGUCUUGUAAUGUGCUCUCGGCGUCACACACUUGCACAAACACGACCAACAGCUAACCGCUCAACCCGAUGCCACAAUCAGUAAAUACAGAGAUACCUCUUUAACUUCUUUGAUCGACAUUGUUGUGUUUCAGCGCUCCAGUGGACGUCUGUCUUUCCGUGCGUGUUCUGUUACGGGCUGGAUCUUCGACAUUUGAUUCGUCGGUUAAAUGAAACGGCGCCCUGGCUGAAGUUCAGCACCGUUCUGGUCUACCUUAAUGUAUUUUAAUUGAGACAUUGUCACGUUUCAUGCUUUUGGUUGUUGACAUAUUGUAUGUGAGGUGUGUGAUAUACCAAAGCGAUAGAUAAACAAAUAGACAGGGAUAGGGACGGCGGGCAGUAGAAAUGAAACCUGCGCUUUACACGUCUAUAAUCGAUCGUCACACGCUUCUUUCUAUUCCAUUUCUCCCACUUACUGCGUCAUCCUCGUGGUUUACUUUUACUCAUAUUUUACUUGUGUAAGACACUACAACUACCUGUGAACUCACUCUCAGCAGAACACAUCUGGAGCAUGUUUCACUGUAAACUCAACAAAAAUAAACGGACACUUUUACUUUGUUUUCAAAAAAUGAAGCCAAUUAUUAGACUUUUUUUUUUUUUUUUUUUACAU